Molecule: messenger RNA, 3825 nt
Organism: Neolamprologus brichardi
Lineage: Eukaryota; Metazoa; Chordata; Actinopteri; Cichliformes; Cichlidae
Gene: gmip
Product: GEM interacting protein
Biological process (GO): signal transduction; activation of GTPase activity; negative regulation of GTPase activity
Cellular component (GO): plasma membrane
Molecular function (GO): GTPase activator activity
Source: RefSeq, a predicted model, not a curated record
CAGAGGAAGAUCAUUUUAAGAACUUGCAUAUCAGCGCGCUUGGGGCUCAGCUUUAUUUCGCUGUGUUUAAGCUACAGUCCUGAUUUCCUACCACUUCAAAUACAAAGUGUUUUACUGUGUAUUGUAGUUUGACCCUGAUGCGAGAUAAUGUGUGAGAGGUGUUGGUAGGGUCUGCCUACUGUGGAAAUAGCGCAGAAAUGGAAGAAGAUUUAGUGGAAAACAAGGAUUCUACUCAAGGCACAGAUGUGAAACGAGUGCAGAAAUCUGAAACAAAGCGAUACAGUGAGAUCUUCCGAGAUUUUGAUAACCUCGAUUUAUCUUUCAUCUCUUCCUCAGGGGAUGAUCUGCUAGCAGAGAUUGACUCCCAGUCCAUCUCAGAACCUAUCUCUGUAGAAACUGCAGAGACCACAGAGCAACAUGACGUGACCAUAUGUGCCGAACCCAAUGACGUGGAUGGAACUCAGACAGUCCAAGAAGCAGACCUGGCCCUAUGUCGCUGUGAGGAUGGAGUGGAGACGGCGCUGCAGUACGCCAAGUUGUGGUGCCGAUAUGCCAAAGACCUUCUUGCCUGGAUGGAGAAAAGAAUCAGCUUGGAGCAGGAAUUUGCAAAAAGUAUAAUGAAGACGGCUGAAGGAGCAAAAACCAAUGUACUCCAACAGGAAAUGAUGCCAUUACAGUACAUCUACACACUGGCUCUAGAACAAGACAUCAAAAAUUGUCUGAACGCUAGAAGGACUUCUGAUCUGCUGCAAAGUCGCUGUUACCAGGCCUUGAGUGCAAAGAGAAAUGAGAUUGACAAGUGGCGCAGAGAAUUUAAAGAGCAGUGGGCAAGAGAACAAAGGAGGAUGAAUGAAGCAGUGACAGCUUAUAAAAAGGCCAAGCAACAGUACUUCCAGCGCUGUGAAGAGCUAGAAAAGGCGAAAGCUGUCUCUGCUAAGGCUGCAGAUGACACAGUAGGAAGCAAAACACUAGAUAAGAGGAGGAAGUCUAAGGAUGAAGCUCAGACUAAGGUGUUAGAGGCAGAGUUGAUAUAUAAACAGUGUGUGACUGAUGCAAAGAUCCACCAAGAUGAGUUAGUGAAGGUGAAAGAAAGAAUCAUUUCACACAUUCGUAAGCUCAUCUUUCAAGGAGACACUGUGCUCAAAGAGGUCACAGUGAACCUGUUCUACUUCCAGCGUCAGCAGGCAGAGCCUGUUCCACUUGGCUAUCACAACCUGGAGGUAACAUGCAGAGCCCAGGAGUCUGGUGAGCCGUAUCUGCAGUAUGUUCUCAGUAAGCGUCGCCCUGAGCAGAUUCUCCAAAAAUUUACCUUCCAGGAGUAUGUUCCUCACGGUAAAGGCAACAAAAGAAAAACCAGCACUCUGAACACUCUGCCAGACUCGUUCAUGGCAGAUGAUAGUCCUUUGCGACGAUCCAGUGAUUGCAGGAAAACUGGAUAUAGUGACAGUGAGAGCAUCGGAGGCAGUUCGGAGUCCCUGUCUAGCCCUGCUAGGAGGCAGGCUAAAACCGCAUCCACUUUGACAGUGUCAUCAGACGACCUAGAUGACCGGGAUGAAUCAGAGUACAAUGAUAGUCAGCCAGUCAAAGUGCCACAGGUUUCGCGAGCUGCAUUAUCACAUCGACUCAAGAAAAUGAAAAGCAAAAUGGCCAAAUGCAAGCAGUGUGACAACUAUAUUGUUGUCAGUGGGGUUGAAUGUGAAGAGUGUGGCCUAGCUUUGCACAGGAAGUGUAUGGAGGUGUGUCAGCUAGAAUGUGAGCAUAAGAAGGGAUCGGUGUUUGGAGUGGACCUCUCUCUGCUGCCACGUGACAGGCCAGAUGAGGUGCCCUUUGUAGUGAUUCUCUGCACAUCUGAGAUUGAGAGCCGUGCUCUCUCUGUCCAGGGUGUGUAUCGCGUGAGUGGGUCCAAGCCUCGCAUUCAGAAGCUCUGCCAUGCCUUUGAAACACAAAAAGAGCAAGUGGACCUCUCGGACCUCUCACCACAUGACAUCACCUCUAUCCUUAAGCACUUCUUUAAGGAGCUGCCUGAGCCCUUACUAACUUUUGACCUGUACAAUGAUUUCGUCGCGGUGGGAAAAGCAAUUCAGCACCUGAAUGAUGGGGAGACGUCACCAGAGACUAAUGAGAUAAUGGAUAUCACUGACAACCUGCAAAAGCUACUACACAGACUUCCUCCAUAUUGCUACAGCACCUUGCAGCACCUUGUAUCUCAUCUUCAAAGAGUUUCAGAAAACUACGAGAACAAGAUGUCUCCCAGCAAUUUAGGCAUUGUUUUUGGGCCAACGUUAUUGCGCCCUCUAGUGUCGACAGACAUGUCAAUGAUUGCCCUCUUGGAGACCACCUACCAGGCUGUACUUGUUGAGUUCCUCAUCACACACCACGACAAAAUAUUCGGCCUGGAGAAGGGAUCCGAUACACCCCCUCCUCCACCCCCUACUGCACCUCUUCCUGACACCCCUCCCAGAGGUUCCUGCCCCUUGGAUGGGGUAGCUUAUCUCGACUCAGAAAAUGAAACCACCUCCAGAGAGCGGCCACGCUCAGUAGAAAAUCGAAUCAAGAGAGAGUCAAGCGAGGGUUAUAUAUCUGACAAGUCUUCAUCCAAUGAGGCAGUGGACCAGCUCAGCGCUGAAGCCAGUGAGAGAGCAGUCCUGGCUAUGAGAGAUGUAUCAAGUGAUCCUCAGGGUGAGAUGGUUGGAGAAGCUACCUCUGAUUUAGGAGUCCAGCCAUACUACCGUUUCACCAGACAGCCUGUGAAGUAUCACCGACAUCAUAAUACAGGAACCCGAGUCUCGAACCCAGCAUGUGCAGCCAGACAGGCUGCACCUCAACUGAGGGGCCACACAGGAAGUGCAGACAGCAGUCGCAGCUCUUCUCCAGAGCCAGGGGCACAAAGACUUUCUCGAGACAUAGAUAUCCAUUAUGAGGGCAUUCUUGAGCCCCAGCAUGUGACUACUGACACAGAGAAUAAAAUGGAUGCCCCACUAAGCCCCCGUGAGGUUGUGCAGUACAUGCUGGGCUUGGACUCUACGUAUGCACCACUUUCACCUUCUACAGCAUCCAGUGCAACGCAGGCUGCUGAAGAGGUGGCAGGAGGAUGUCGAGCAAAUCGCAACAUAAAUCAGAGCAAUAACAAGCAGAGUACUGGACAUUAUCACCAUCUGUGUUCGUCACCAAAGACAAUUCCUGUUGAGAAAAAUGUUACCUCACCGGCCCAGAAGAUCCUGUCUGGUCUAAGGCUGAGACGCAGCCACUCAGGGAAGGAUGAGCAGCUCUUUGUCUGAGGGAAGAUAAAAAUCUGCAGAUGGUUCACUGGAAUGAUUUCACAUACAGCAAAGGACAUCAUUAAUAUGACCAUUAUUGUAUGUAACAACAAAUGCUUCUGUCAAUAUUACCAUUAUUAUGCCUUUAUUAUGAAUAGAAUACAUCCACAUUUUAGGUGCAAAUGUCACCACAGGAACACAAAGUCUUUAGUCAUCAAACCUACUGAACUAACAUAUGAAACACAGGGAAAAGUUCAAUCCUGGUGCCUGCUUGGAUUAACACUUAAUCUUCUUUAGAUUUUGGUCUGUUGAUAAUCCAGCAGUUCACUAAACAGACCACACAUGAGAAGUUUAUAUAUUAUUUUUUUAAUUAGCUCUUGUGUUUUGAAUUAAUUAGCAGGCGAGGUGAAAAGAUACAAACUAGCACCUGAGUAUAACGGUUUUGACCCGAGCAAACUGUUAUGAAUAUUUGUAAAAUGUGUCAUCAAUAUAAUGCUGUUUUACAUUUGUUGUGCUUUCCCAAUAUAUUAUUGCCUAUAAAUGAAAAAUUUUAUAGUCUGUAAACAAA